Struthio camelus australis is the source of this 3179-nucleotide messenger RNA. The record is from RefSeq and is a predicted model, not a curated record. NCBI's taxonomy places the organism in Eukaryota, Metazoa, Chordata, Aves, Struthioniformes, Struthionidae.
AGGAAGUUUUUCCCGAAGUUUUGGCAGUGUUUGUUUUCACCUCUCUUGGCCAAGGAGGUGGCUGGGCUCUUGGGUAUUGGGAUAAGUGACUGUUAAAGCACAGAAUGCUGGACGCUCCUCUUUUGACUGUUAUCCCUUUUGUGAUGAAUAUAGGUAUUUUAAAAAUAAAACGUUAUUAGUCGUGCAAUUCAGCCAUGGUGCAUGUAAGGAGUUACUGUUUGGAGUGUCAUGGCUAGUCCUUUUUUCAGCUAUUUUCUUUUUUUUUUUCUGUUUUUUUUUCCUGUUUUUUUUUUCCUUCAGCAACAGAUGGGUUUAUGAAUGAUUCCUUAUGCAGUGAAAUGGAAAAGCCUGAAAACCUCAUAAGUUAUUCUAUGAAAUUCCUGCUUGGUGUGGGUUUUUGUCUGUGUAUGUUAACUGUGUAAUUGAUUGAGGGGUGUGUAUAUUUGCAUUCUGAAGAAAGUGAUGUUCCUUAACAAGAAGUUAACAUCAAGAACUUAAAAGGAAACUGAGUAUUCUGACUCGUCCUAGUGGAAUUUCAGUGGACAGCUCUAAAUAUGAUGGACCUCUGCUACAGAUUUUAUUUAUGAACAAUGUCAUUUCAAAACAAUAUCAUCAAGAAAUUGAAGAUUUUAUUUUUAAUUUAGUUCAGAAAUAUGAAGAGCAGCAGAGGUCUGAACCAGAAAAAACCCACUUCAAUGUUAAGCCGCAGCCCUCCAGUGUCCUUUUGGAAGAGGACUCUAAAGCAGCAAGCUCGAAUUCUGCUAAAAAAAUGAAGGAAGCCUUCAGUGUUGUAGGAAGUGUUCUGUAUUUUACCAAUUUUUGUCUUGAUAAACUGGGACAGCCUAUAUUAAAUGAGAAUCCACAGCUGACAGAAGGAUGGGAAAUACCUAAAUAUCAGCAAGUUUUCAGCCAGAUUCUCUCCCUAGAUGGACAAGAAAUACAAGUAAAACCAAAAAGGCCAAAACCUCAUUGUUUCAAUUGUGGUUCUGAAGACCAUCAAAUGAAAGACUGCCCAAAGCCACGAAACGCUGCUCGUAUAAGUGAGAAGAGAAAGGAGUAUUUGGAAGCUUGUGGUGAAGCCAGCAAUCAGAAUUUUCAGCAGCGUUAUCAUGCAGAAGAAGUAGAAGAGAGAUUUGGAAAAUUUAAACCAGGAGUAAUUAGUGGAGAGCUUCAAGAUGCACUUGGGGUCACAGAUAACAGUCUUCCUCCAUUUAUAUAUCGCAUGCGUCAGCUGGGUUAUCCUCCAGGUUGGCUCAAAGAGGCUGAAAUGGAGCACUCGGGCCUUGCACUUUAUGAUGGAAAAGAUGAUGGUGAAACAGAAGAUGAAGGAUCUCAUCAACCAAAAUGUGUCACUUAUGAUGUCUCUAAGUUGAUAAACUAUCCAGGCUUUAAUAUGUCCGCUCCAAGUGGGAUCCCAGAUGAAUGGCGGAUAUUUGGUUCCAUACCCAUGCAGCCAUCUCAACAGAAGGAUGUUUUUGCUAACUACCUUUCUAAUUUUCACGCGCCAAGUACAAAAUCGAGCAAUAAAAGGGCUGCAACACAGUCAAGCUCUCAUCAUUCAAAGCGACCAAAAGAAGACAACUUGGAGGUACCAGCAACUGACAUGGACCUAGAUUCUGAUCUGGAAGUGUCACAAAGAUCUCAAACUCGUAAAAGCUUUCAGUUCCAGCCUCCACUGCCACCUGGACCUCCAUCGAGUUCAACUCCUCCCCCUUUACCACGAGGGACACCUCCACUUACUCCACUAAAUUCUACACCACCUCAACCUCCAACACCCGCUCCCCCUCCUCCUCCUAGGACUAGUCCACCUUCACUCUUUUCUCAGCCAAAAAUAGUGGACUCAACGAUGGAUGAGGAUACUCUGACUUUAGAAGAGCUGGAGGAACAGCAGCGAUUAAUUUGGGCAGCCCUAGAGCAGGCAGAAAGCACGAACAGUGACUCUGAUAUUCCUGUUGAUACACCUUUAACUGGAAACUCUGUUACAUCAUCCCCAUCUAGGAAUGAAGUAGAUCUUGUUGCAGAAGUAAGAUCAUCUGACAAAGUGGUUACAGUGGAAACUAAGUUUUCUGACACUAGCACACAGGUACCAGGAAAUGAACAUUCUAAAACUAGUCCUAAUCCAGGGGAUAAUUCACUUAAUUUAAAGGAAAAUCCUAAUAAUGUGGAUUCUGAAGGCAUGCUGGAUAACACCACCCCGGCUCCCGAAGUUGAGGUUAACAACGGAGGAAAUACAGAUGUUUAUCAAGUGGUCACAAGCACUGAAUCAUCUGCAAAAAACUCCAGUCCUGUUCCUGACAUGAGCAAGUUUGCUGCAGGAAUAACACCAUUUGAAUUUGAAAAUAUGGCAGAAUCAACAGGUGUUUAUCUUCGCAUACGGAGUGUUUUAAAAAAUUCCCCGAGAAACCAGCAAAAGAAAAAGCCCUCAUCUUAACUGGUCUUCCUUUGUUCCAUUAUGUCCAAAUCCCUGCAUCCUUAUCUUUCCUCCUCCAAUUUUACAAAGUCAGAUAAUCUUUUUUUAUCCUUCUCUGGGAAGGAGAAACUCUGGAAAAAUACAGCCCCUGGUCUACCUUGGAACUGCAGUCAGCACAGGGUUUCCAUAUUGACCGGGACCAAUACUGCCAGAAAAUAUGCAGGAAUUUCCCAUAUCCUUCCACUAAGGAAGAACAGGACUGUUGAUUUAUUAAGAACAAUUUACUUGCCAAUACAUGAAACUCUAAAAAGAAGAAGUUGUGGGUUGGUGUUCAUUACUUUGGCUAAAAUUUAUUGUCCUUGAGGUUCAGGUGGAUUGAUGAUUUUUUUUUUUUAAAUCUGUUCUUUGUACAAUAACCUAUACUUUAUACGUUUUGCUAAUUAUCCUGUAGAUAAGUUUAAUAUAUUCAGAACGUUUUUAAAAAGGGUGAACAUUAAGAUUUCCCGCAUCUAAAUCCUGGCAAUUGGAUGGAAGUAAUCAGGGACUACCAGCAUUAUCGUCACCAUUUCAAAUAUUUUUAUAAAUUAUUUAUGUGGGUCAGUUUUAAGUACCACUAUAUCUUUUGUAACAUCCUCCUUCCUGUAAACUUGCUGUACAUACCUGUUCAUUUUUGUGUACAGAGGUUUAAUAAAUGAGUUUUUAUAUAAAGAUUUUUUUAAUUGGAGUCCUAAACCAUCAAAAUGCUGAUUUUCUUAAAAAAAAAAAAAAA